Molecule: messenger RNA, 1344 nt
Organism: Vombatus ursinus (common wombat)
Lineage: Eukaryota; Metazoa; Chordata; Mammalia; Diprotodontia; Vombatidae
Product: rab GDP dissociation inhibitor alpha-like
Exons: 1
Coding region: 1-1344 (447 amino acids)
Biological process (GO): vesicle-mediated transport; protein transport; small GTPase-mediated signal transduction
Cellular component (GO): cytoplasm
Molecular function (GO): Rab GDP-dissociation inhibitor activity
Source: RefSeq, a predicted model, not a curated record
AUGGAGAGGGAGUACGACGUGAUCGCGCUGGGCACAGGCCUCAAGGAGUGUAUUCUCGCCGGCAUCAUGUCUGUGAAUGGGAAGAAGGUGCUGCACAUUGAUCGGAACCCUUACUACGGGGGCGAAAGCGCCUCCAUUACGCCCCUGGAAGACUUGUACAAACGCUUCGAGCUCAGCGAGGGGCCUCCCGAGAGCCUGGGCAGGGGCCGAGACUGGAACGUGGACUUGAUCCCCAAAUUCCUCCUGGCCAGUGGCCAGUUGAUGACUAUGUUGAUGUACACAGAAGUGACCAAUUACCUAGAAUUUAAAGUGGUGGAGGGCACCUUUGUCUACAAGGGGGAUGAGAUCUACAGGGUGCCAUCCACCGAGACUGAGGCCUUGUCCUUCAGCCUUUUGAGCAUGUUUGAAAAAAGCCAGUUUAGAAAGUUCCUGAUGUUUGUGUCAGCCUUUAAUGAGGAUGAACCUGAGAGCUUUGAGGGUGUUGACCCUCAGACCACAACCAUGAGAGAUGUGUACGAGAAGUUUGAUUUGGGCCAAGAUGUUAUUGAGUUCGUUGGCCAUGUCCUGGCACUCCACCAAACUGACGACUACUUGGACCAGCUCUGCCUUGAGACCAUCAAUCGCAUCAAACUCUACAGCAGGUCCCUUAGCCAGUAUGGGCAGAGCCCAUACCUGUACCCUCUCUAUGGCCUGGGAGAGCUAUCUCAGGGAUUUGCAAGAUUGAGCGCCAUCUAUGGUGGGGUAUACAUACUGAACAAACCUGUGGAUGACAUCAUCAUGGAGAAUGGAAAAGUGGUGGGUGUGAAGUCAGAGGGGAAGGUGGCUCAUUGCAAGCAGCUGAUCUGUGACCCCAGCUAUAUCCCUGAUAGGGUUCGAAAGACUGGCCAGGUCAUCCGAGUCAUCUGUAUCCUCAGCCACCCCAUUAGAAACACUGAUAAUGUUAAGUCCUGCCAAAUCAUCAUUCCCCAGAAUCAGGUCAACAGGAAAUCAGACAUCUAUGUGUUCAUGAUCUCCUAUGCCUUUAAUGUGGCUGCCCAGAGGAAGUACAUUGCUAUUGUCAGCACCACAGUGGAGACAGUAGAGCCUGAGAAGGAGAUCGAGCCAGCUCUGAGGCUGUUGGAACCUAUAGAUCAAAAGUUUGUGGCCGUCAGUGACUUGUAUGAGCCAACAGACGAUGGAUUGGAAAGUCAGAUAUUCUGUUCUCGUUCUUAUGAUGCCAGCACUGACUUUGAGACAACCUGUAGUGAUAUCAAAGAUAUUUACAGGCGCAUGACUGGGACAGACUUUAACUUUGAAGACUUGAAGCAAAGAAAGAAUGAUGUCUUUGGAGUGGAUGAACAGUGA